UACGCGGUGUGCGACAAAGUAUACGUUAGUUGCACAACAAAAUAGCAAAAGAGAAAAGAAGGAGGAGGAGGAAGAAAAUUCCUGGCAGCGCGGAGAAUUGGAGUAUCGGGCCAAGACGUAAUUUGGAGCUCAGGGUCAAAACGAGCGAAAUCUUACUUAUCGUCAGUGUCUAUCCUAGAAACCAAAACCAAACCUAAACAACGCUUUUGUUGUGAUGGCUCCUAGAGGUGCAAGCACUUGGCGAAGACCAUACACUUCCAUCUACAAUGACAAUUAUCGAUACGGUACUGGCUUGUACUCGGACACAUUGUCGGACAUUGAAAAACGAUACUCCGAGUCACUGUCCAAGACCCAGCUCCGCUCUGACAGGCCCGAUCUGGCAUUCACGACAUUUUCCGGUUCCAACUUGACCUCCUCUCCCGCUCCAGGCGGCGACAGCAGUGGUAACACAAGGGAAGCCCGAGGAUUCACCAGACAAACUUCUGUUCCAUCUUCUUUGAAAGACAUCAUCAGAGAUUCGACAUUCGAAAGUAAACUUAGCACCACUCUGAACUCCUCGUAUGCUUUGGAUGAAGAGGUGCAAGAUGUCAUCAACAGCAGAAUUGAGCAGCGGAAACAGAAAAUGCUGGCGCGCAGCGCAGAGGAAUCCAACAGGAACAAGUUGUCCAGGAAUACUGAGGAGACUACCAGGUCCAAGGAUCUGUGUCUGUAUGAUGAUGCGUCUUUCUGGACUCUUCCCAAACCUACGGCCCCCCUGAGCAACGAGGGCGAUCUGGAUACUACGAGAAGCAAACGAAAAAUAGGAGGCAGACUUUCACCGACUAAUGGUCCAACGUCUUCCCGCUGGAGAGAAAAGAGCCGUGAGCUCCAGGACCAGGUGGACGCUCUCGAACAGUCCAUGUCCGACUCCAGCAACAAGCUGAGGAGUGAACUCUCUUCAUUGAAAUCGAGGUAUCACACCGAAAUCGCUGACCUCAACAGAUCGGUAGAGCAAACGUCCGAGCAAGCAAGCGACCUGCAGAAGAUUUGCAAGAAGCAAGCAAGCCAACUUACGGAGCUGCAAUCUGCUUACGACAUCGCUCAAAGAAAUGUAGAAGAUGCUUUGCAAGAGAUGGACUUAUGGCAAAACAAAUGCAAAUCUUUGAAGAAAGAGAUGGAGAGAUUACGAGGGGAAGUAGAACAGGCUAUUCACAAGAGCAGUAGUGCAUCCAACCUGUGAAAAUGAUUCCUGAGCUUAUUUCCUCAGAUAUUCAAGAACUGAGUGCCAAAACCUAACUUCCUUGUAGAUGUGUUGUUCGACCGAUGUAGAAAGCAGGCAAAACUACGAAAGGCCACGAAAGCAAAAUUUUUUUUUUUUUUUUUUUUUAAGCUUCAAA
Messenger RNA from Stegodyphus dumicola, 1376 nucleotides. RefSeq lists its product as uncharacterized. NCBI's taxonomy places the organism in Eukaryota, Metazoa, Arthropoda, Arachnida, Araneae, Eresidae. The record is from RefSeq and is a predicted model, not a curated record.